ACUAAACUGCGCUAUCGAGCUAACGUGUUGUGGAUGUCUGCAACGAAAGCACAAACCGUGCUGGUACAUGUGCGCUGGACUUUCGGGUGGAUAAGAAGGUCAGCAGUCUCCAGCUCUGGAUCCACUGUGCUUAUGUUGGUAUCAGCAGCUGUUAGAUAAAUUGAGGCAGACGGGAAAUUUGAGUGGUUCUCUGAGAUCCACUCUCCAAUGGAAAGAGAUGCCAGGACCCCCACUUCCCCUGUCUGCACCACCCCACUCUGUGAACCUCAUCCCCAUGUUCUCCCCUGUUCCUCUAGCAGCAGUGAUGAUGUGGGUAGGAAGUCCUGCAGUCGAAGGACUGGACACCAGCGUGGAGACAGAGAACGUGUUCAAGGGCAGAGCAGGCUCAGUAGUGGGCAUGUGUUACCAGAACCAUCCGAAAUAAAUACACCUGCUGGCCCAAGAGAGACAGGCAGUAGCACGACAAGCUUUGCUGACCACACUGAAAGUCAAAAUCCAUCCUUUGAAUCCACAGUGGAUAUGGGCCAUAAGCGAAAAAUGCCAUCCCCCGUUACUGUGUCCAACCUGGAGAGCAUGAGCAGGUCUCUGCAUAAGCAGACGCUCAGUCAAUCAGAGAUAAAGAGGGAGUCUCCAGAGAGCCCACCGCCUGUUAAACGUUGGGUGAUCGGUCCUUUCUUUCAGUCCUUUAGAUCUAAGAUGGCCAGCUUCACUGACAUUGUCAUGAGUCCCACCCGUCUCUUCAAACCCAGUGAUAACCCAUCCCUCACAGUACACCCAGAUCCAAGGCGCUCAGAUGCUGAACCCACCAAUGGAGUCUUGCCACAGGCUGGGGGUGGGGUCCAGGAUAUGGGUGGUAAAGGCAAGGAAGACCCACGUACUCAUUUAUCCAUAACAAAAAAACAGCCCAAUACCGGUACCCCUAAUCACCGUGAGAUUGCAGGAAAAGUGAAGUUUGACACAAACUCAAAUGACCACAGUGGUCUCGAACAGGAACGUCCACGCUGUGGAGGGCAGUCUCCAGCCAAAACACCACCGCUGAAUCAGUCAGUCCAGUUUCACUCUGUCCUUGAAGAGAACGUUGAGGUUAAUUCCUGUUCAUCUAAUCAAAUGCUCAGAAAGAAAGGUCCUCUAUCGUCUCAGCUCUUAAACUCUGAAAGUGCCACAUGUGAAUCAAGUCAGCCCAACAAGCCAGGUGUUUUUGGCAGCAGACAAGACUGGCCAUUACAUAGGAAACAGACUAAACAAGACUUAGAAAAUUACCUAGUAAAUCCUUAG
Chanos chanos (milkfish) is the source of this 1275-nucleotide messenger RNA. RefSeq lists its product as uncharacterized. The coding region runs from base 208 to 1275 and encodes 355 amino acids. NCBI's taxonomy places the organism in Eukaryota, Metazoa, Chordata, Actinopteri, Gonorynchiformes, Chanidae. The transcript has 6 exons. The record is from RefSeq and is a predicted model, not a curated record.